AUGUCAAAUGCACCUCUUCUCGCCUCUGCUCUAAGUGCAGUGACCAGUUAUACCGUUGUGUCCCAUGACGAGUAUUUGAGAAGAAAAGAUGAUCUUUCUUUAUUGUUUCAACAGUUAAAUUCAGAUGCUCUUCAUCAAUCUCAUUUAGUAGGUGGAAUAGUGGCAACUGAUGAGAACGAUUUGGUUGAAGUUGAAAAAUUUGAUGAUGAUGAAAAUACUGGAAAUCCAAUGCAAAUUUUUGUCAAAACCUUGACUGGUAAAACUUUAAUCGUCGAUGUCACUUCGAAAACUACAAUUAACAAACUCAAGCAUAAAGUCCAGAAAUUGGAUAAUAUUCCAGUAGAUCAGCAACGUAUUAUUUUUGCAGGAAAACAACUUGAAGACUCACGCCAUCUCGUUGACUAUAACAUUACUCGUGAUGCUACAAUUCAUCUUGUUCUUCGUCUUCGUGGUGGUGGUGGUAAAAUGAAUUAUUAUCUUAGUCCAGAAAAUCUUGAUCCCGGUUAUGAUUUCGAUUUUACAAAUGUUGUUGAUACAGGAGUUACCUUUAUGAGAGGAGAAUUUGAGUAUCGUCGCCCUUGUGGUUGGAAACGAAUUGCAUUAAAAGUACUUAAUAAAUAUGGAAAUGAUAAUAAAUGGCUUGGAAGUCCAAGCCCUCACUUCCGUUAUGUAUCAGAUCCUAAUGAAUGGCCAGUUUCUUAUCAUGGAACUAGUAAAUAUAAAGGAAAAAGUAUGGCAGAUGAUGGAUUAAUUUUCAGUAAAGAUCAGGAUGUGAAAUUCCCUUACUCUCAAGGAAUCUAUAGUACUCCUGAUAUCGAUUUAGCUUCACUUUACGCUGAAACAUUUACAUAUAACGAUACUAAAUAUAAAGUCGUUUUCCAAAAUCGCGUAAACCCAGAAACUUUGUCUAUUCUCAAUACUUGCGGUGGAAACUAUUGGAUUAACCCGAGAGGAUGCGAUAUACGUCCUUAUGGAAUUUUGUAA
This is a messenger RNA of Diversispora eburnea, 984 nucleotides long. The record is from the annotation of a GenBank genome assembly. Lineage: Eukaryota; Fungi; Glomeromycota; Glomeromycetes; Diversisporales; Diversisporaceae.